GUUCAUCGUUAAUCAUUCAUCCUUACUUUUCAUGAGUUAAUGAUUUUUAGUUGUACAGGUCAUAUUUGUCAUCAGAGGGCGACAGAGUAACAUUUUUGGCGCUUCAUUAAAUUGCAGUGUUUCAGUAAGAUUCCUCAAGAUGGCGCAAUUGCACUUUUUGUUUCCAUGUAAGUCACUCUCACUCAAUUUUUAUUCAUAUAAAAUGUAAAGCUAUAAAGAUGGCAUGUAAUUCAACAUUAUAUACGCUUUUAUAAUUUUAAUGGAUGUCCGCCUACAAUUAUCUCCUACAUAUUUGAAAUGGAGGAAAAUAGCAGGCAGAGAAAGCAUUCCUUGAUACUGGAUAUUUACCUUUGGUUAAAAACAUCAUUUCGACAGCCUUAAAAACAACACGUGGAAACAUCGACCUUAUUGUGUAAUAAAUGACAGGAUGAAUGAAAUGACGUUGAUGAAGUGAUUGUCUUCUUUCUCUCCAGUACAGUAGGAGGCGCUCUGCAGCUGUUCAGUCCGCAGAUAAACCCACUCAAGAAAGAACUCACGUGUGAUGUGUUUGUGUAUCAUCGGGUUUUUUUCUCUUGAGUGUUUUAUUUAGUGUAAUGAGAUUUUUGUCUCUGCAUAUUUCAGUUUUAACGAUGAGAGAUGAGAUGAAUGUGAUGUGUUGUAAAUCAGUAGGAACUGAUCUGUCCAUGAUGGAUAUUGAUGAUUUCAUCACAGAAAUCUCUCAGCUGAAGAAAGAGGUGGCGUUACUUGAGACAAAGCUGCGGUCAAGAGGAGAUGAAGGACUUAAGAGAAAGGAUGUGGGUGUGGUUUGUUGUGCAACAUCCACAGAAUGUCUGGAUUCAGUGUGGAUCAGCAGCAGAGAUCAGAUCACACCACAGCCACUGCUGGACUCGAAACUUUCUGAAGAGAAAUCCAGACACACACAGGACUCAGAUCUCAGUCUCACUUUACUCUGUUAUACUGAGUCAAAUCCCACAGAUGCUCAGGAAACUGUGUGUGACAGUAAUCAGGACUUACAGGAUGAGGAAUCUACUGAUCAAACCUCCACAGAGUCUCUGGAUUCUGUCUGUAACGCUGGAGAACAGCAGCAGAUCCUGCAGACCACACUGAAGAUGUGUUCAGUCAAACUCAUCGACUGCAGGAACCUGAUGGAGGAGAUGAGAAGAGAAACCACAGAAGAGGAACAUCACACUGAGGAUGAUGAUGAUGCUGAUUUUAUUCCUUCAGAGGAGACGAGUGAUUCAUGUUCUGUCAGAGAAACGUCCUCAACAGUAAAAAAGCGACGGCGAACGCAUUCCUGCAUCACCUGUGGAAAGACACUCGCCUCAAAGCAAAGUUUAAAGUGUCAUGAGAGAAAACACACAGAACAGAAACUCUUUACCUGCGCGACAUGUGAGAUCAGCUUUACUACCUUACACGAGAAGGAACUUCAUUUAAAGCUGCACAUGGUGAAUAAUAAGUUUCCCUGUCAGCAGUGUAGGAUGGUUUGUGCCUCUUUUUAUAGUCUGAACAUUCACAUGAGGACACACAGUGGCGAAAAGCCUUUCCACUGCACUGAAUGUGACACAUAUUUCAGCACCAAAGGAAGUCUUGUAAUUCAUCAGAAAAACCGUACGCAUGCUCUCGCUGUGAGAAGAGAUUUAACCACAAAUCCAUUCUGAAGAGACAUGAACGUUCACACACCAAUGAGAGACCGUAUCUGUGCAUUGAAUGUGGAAAAACAUUUAAGCAGUCAUAUAGUCUUAAUAUUCAUCAGAAAGCACACUCUGGAGAGAAACUUUACCAGUGUUCACACUGC
Molecule: messenger RNA, 1795 nt
Organism: Misgurnus anguillicaudatus (oriental weatherfish)
Lineage: Eukaryota; Metazoa; Chordata; Actinopteri; Cypriniformes; Cobitidae
Source: RefSeq, a predicted model, not a curated record